AUGCACAACUUCAUCCGACCGUCGCUGAUAAUUCUACUUCUUAAUCUUUCCAGGUCUUUGGAAUUAGAGGAAGAAAAGUGUCUUUUUCAUGAGGCUGUUUGGCGAGCGGAGUACUUGCAAGAUGACACGUUUAAACAUCUGGUGGCCCAGGUCUGUAUCGACAUUGUAGCAGCCCUACCGACGAUUGGUCUAAAUGCACUGGUCAUUUUUGCUGUGGUAACAAGGAACCGACUGAGAAACAACUCCACCAUACUUCUUGCCUGUCUAGCUGGGGCAGAUCUGUUAACGGGGCUUAUUGUUCUACCAUUUGCCUUCUCGCUAGACUUGAAGCGACUUCUUGGUGUUGGGCCAUUCUGUUCGCCAGAAAAGGCAUUUAAUGUGAUUAUUACGAUGGUAGCUUUUGCUUCAUUCAGUCAUUUGGUCGUAAUCAGCAUAGAACGCUAUAUAGCUAUCAAAUAUGCCUUGAGGUAUCAGGAUAUUGUCACAGAAACGUGGAUAAUAAUCAGCAUUGUUCUAGCCUGGGCUAUCACUUUGACGGUGACAAUCAAUGAAAUUGUUUUGGCUCUAAUAGACAGCGAAAACAUUUAUUCAGUUUAUUCACACGUGAGCUAUAUAAUACAAAUUGUUAUCGGAAUUCUGUUUAGUAUUGCUAUUUUACUGUCUUAUGGUUACAUUUACUCAGAGACACGACGACAAGUCAAACGCCUCAAAGCCGAACAACUACCUCAGGAGGAAGUCCAAAGAAUCAAGAAAGACAGAAGGGCGGCUACUACUCUGGCAAUCAUUCUAAUUGCUUUAGUAAUUACCUAUUUACCAGCAAUAAUAAUGGCGGUACUGACUGCUCUUCCAGGUAGCAUUGCAGGACCGCCGCGUUUUAGAGUCAUCAUUUGGAACUGGGUAGGAGUUACUAUCAUGUUGGGUUCCCUGUGCAAUCCUAUCAUUUACUGUUGGCGUAUGACGAAUUUGCGACGCGCAUUUCUCGAGAUACUACAUUUAAGAAAACCCUGA
Messenger RNA from Porites evermanni, 1008 nucleotides. Lineage: Eukaryota; Metazoa; Cnidaria; Anthozoa; Scleractinia; Poritidae. The record is from the annotation of a GenBank genome assembly.